AUGCUGCCCCAGACCCCGGACACUGCCAUACUAUACAAGCCCCAGACCCCUGACACUGCCAUACCAUACAAGCCCCAGGACCCAGACACUGCCAUACUAUACAAGCCCCAGACCCUAGACACUGCCAUACUAUACAAGCCCCAGACCCCUGGACACCGCUAUACUAUACAAGCCCCAGACCCCAGACAUCGCUAUACCAUAUACAAGCCCCAGACCCCAGACACUACCAUACUAUACAAGCCCCAGACCCCUGGACACUGCCAUACUAUACAAGCCCCAGACCCCAGACACUACCAUACUAUACAAGCCCCAGACCCCGGACACUGCCAUACUAUACAAGCCCCAGACCCUGGACACUGCCACAUAAUUAUACAAGCCCCAGACCCCAGACACUGCCAUACUAUAUACAAGCCCCAGACCCCUGACACUGCCAUAUCACUAUACAAGCCCCAGACCCCAGACACUGCCAUACUAUACAAGCCCUGA
Messenger RNA from Homarus americanus (American lobster), 486 nucleotides. Its product is annotated as putative protein FAM47C. Bases 1 to 486 code for a protein of 161 amino acids. The transcript has a single exon. NCBI's taxonomy places the organism in Eukaryota, Metazoa, Arthropoda, Malacostraca, Decapoda, Nephropidae. The record is from RefSeq and is a predicted model, not a curated record.